Molecule: messenger RNA, 666 nt
Organism: Medioppia subpectinata
Lineage: Eukaryota; Metazoa; Arthropoda; Arachnida; Sarcoptiformes; Oppiidae
Source: the annotation of a GenBank genome assembly
AAAAAGUUUUUGUAUUUGUAAUACAAAUACAAGACUUUUACAUUAAAAAUAAUGAAUUCAAUGCUAACCAUAGCGCUGAUAGCCUGUGCCGUAAUGGCCGGUGCUAACGGUGCCGGUGUAUACACUCAACGAUUUCUACAACAAUAUGGUAAAAUACACAACGCGUCCAACGGGUACUUCUCGAAAGAGGGCAUUCCCUACCACUCGGUGGAAACGCUGAUGGUGGAGGCGCCCGACCAUGGUCACGAGACCACGUCCGAGGCCUACAGCUACUACAUAUGGCUGGAAGCUAUGCACGGGGCCAUCACCAAAGACUUCAGCUCGUUCAACACCGCGUGGGACGUCAUGGAGAAAUACAUGAUACCGGGCCACGCGGACCAGCCCACCAACAGUUUCUACCACGCUGACAAACCGGCCACAUACGCCGGCGAACUCGAUCGACCGGAAAACUACCCGUCGCAGCAGGAGUCGGGCGUACCCGUGGGUCACGACCCGCUCUACCAGGAGUUGGUCACCGCUUACGGCACGGCCGACGUAUACGGCAUGCAUUGGCUGCAAGACGUCGACAACAUCUACGGCUUUGGGAACGCGCCGGGCGUUUGCGAGGCCGGACCGGGUCAGGCGGGCCCGUCGAUGAUCAACACUUUCCAGAGGGGACCCCAGGAG